AACUCGUACAAUAUAUAUUACCCCGCUCGCGACGCGCCUGUCAGUGCGUUCCCUAGAUUUUGCAUUGUGUUCACAGCUCGCUCCAACACUAGUAGAGAUGAGACUCCUUUGCUUAUUGUGUGUUACGUGUUUUGGGUUUGGCGCAAGCGAAACAGAUAAUUCUACAUUGAAGGGGAUACAGGGAGGAUAUCACACAGACCCUAUGAAUGCUCCUUGGCACGUAGGGCUUUAUAAAGUUGGGAAAAUUUAUAAGCAGAUAUGCGGCGGCACCAUCAUCGCUAGCAACGUCGUCGUGACAGCCGCGCAUUGUGUUUCAAAGGACGAUAAGGUAUGGCCCGCGUCGGAGUUUGCAGUAGGAGCUGGCAAAAUAUAUCGCGCGUGGGACAAUUUUAAUGACGUAGGAGCUCAGAAAUCAAAUGUGAGGGAAAUAAAGUUGCCACCACGUUAUCAAGGUGUUGUGGCGAACUAUCAAGAGGACAUCGCACUUCUGAUACUCGUCGAUGCGUUCGUAUACACUAACUUCGUGCAGCCGGCCUGCGUGAGUUUUAAUGCUCAUUUCGACACAUUACAACUGAGGGAAGGACAGUUGGGCAAGGUUGUGGGCUGGGGUCUGUCAGGAUUAAAGUCCAAGAUGUCACGUCUGCUCCGCGGUGCUACCUUGCCUUGUGUUGCCAUCGAGAACUGUAUAUCGCAGAGUCCUCAGUCCUUCAAGUCUUACAUCACCGGCGACAAGAUCUGCGCUGGAUACCAAAAUGGCACGGCGGUGUGUCGCGGCGACAGUGGUGGAGGGCUCGUGUUCCCAGAAGCAGUGGACGGCAUCGAGCGGUACUUCCUCCGCGGCGUCGUCUCCACCUCCCCUGACUCUUCGGAGUUGUGCAACCGCUACACCUGGGCCACCUUCACCCACCUCCUUCGACAUGAACACUUCGUGAAGUCCCACGUGCCUCAUGUAGAACAGAUAUGCGGCAUAUCACCCAUUGUCAAUGUCGCAUCCCGUUUCGGUGUCACUGCAGAUGACAGUAAAUGUUCUUGUACAUGUGGAAAGUAAUGCUAAAAGUAAAUAAUACAUAGUUGACAAAUCAAUAAGGAUGUGUUGUUGGGUUAAUUCUAGUCGGUUGUGAAAUAUUAAGAAAAUUUUAUUUCAUCAUCCAUGUAACUAAUUUAACGUUUGAAUAAAUUGUAUGUCUAGAUAGAGUGGCGCUUUUCAAUGACGCUAAAACAAAUAAGGCAAGAAGCUUGGUGUGUGUAACAGCUGCAUCCUUAGAGCUGCGUCAUACACUGUUCCUCAAUCGCUGUCCCUGCGUAAUUCUGUUUAGCCUUGUGUGCGUGCAUAAUGAUACUAGUUGUUGCACAGUUCCUAUUAAAAUGCGAAGAAAAUGAUGUUCAAAUAAUCCAAAAAAUAAUUGACACAAAACAAAACAUUUUUAAUUUCUCGGAUUAUAAUUUUGUAAUGAAUAAUAACAAACAUUUUAUGAAAAAAAUAAAAAAUCGGGAAGCAACAGUUGUGAACGCAAUGACAGCUCCAAGCACACUGUACACGAAAAGGGGAUGUAGAGAUGAACUGUUCACCUCUAAUUUUAUCGACGCAUUUGAUGCUAUUAUUUAGACAUAUUAUUAAUCAAAGGUAUUACGUUUGCACAAAUAAAAUAGUCCAGACUAGUGUCUGUAGUAGUAGUAGUAGUCUGUCCAAACGAUUAUUUGUAUACAACUUAUGAUAUCGAUUAUUAUAAGAAAUUAACAUGACUAAUUGAUUAAUACUCUGGCUGUCAAAAGGUCUACCAAAUUUAUUUAGGAAAAAUAAACAAUUGUUUAAAUUUAACUAUUAAUUAUAUACUCAUGACCCAAGCCCGUCCGAGGAACUCUUGUGCAUUUGGUCUCCACUCCAACUGCACGCUCAUGCAAGGGGGCAUAUUUGUCGCGGCUCUAGGCACAUAGUAAAAUGUACACGAUGGCUCCUGAGUAACCUAUCUUAUCUGGGAAAAUUGCCUAUAUUCUUCCCAAGGUCUUAAACUAUCUCCAAAAUAAAACUAAAUAAGUAAUUAUUACUUAUAACAAAAAAUGUACUAAUUUACAAAAGAGAAUAAUUGUAACCAAAUUAACAAAUAAUCAGGAAUACAAAAAUAGCUAGCGAAAAGAUUGUGAACGUCCGUCCGAUCUAACAAUUAAUGACAGCCAAAAAAAAAAGUAUCGACGACGCAAUGGUCCGCGCGAGCUGGCCGUUUUUAACCAAAGAGGAUAUAAUCCUACGUUAUAGUUGCAGCUAAGCCAUGCCUCCCGGUCUCCUAGUAAUAUUUUGCUAAUUAUAAAUUAAUUCUAACCAUACAGUGUACACCACAACUGCCCUUUCUUUUUCCUUUCAAUGUCCAUGCCAUAUGGUUGUCUGUAAAAUAUUGCCUCGAGUGAUAAGACCGCCAAUUGUACUCUAUUAAUUAUAAGUGGAUAUAGUAAGUUGUUUACUCUUGCACAUGUGUACAAUAAGAAUUAAAUAAAUAAGUAAA
Messenger RNA from Manduca sexta (tobacco hornworm), 2498 nucleotides. Its product is annotated as modular serine protease. NCBI's taxonomy places the organism in Eukaryota, Metazoa, Arthropoda, Insecta, Lepidoptera, Sphingidae. Bases 98 to 1048 code for a protein of 316 amino acids. Gene Ontology annotation, molecular function: serine-type endopeptidase activity. The record is from RefSeq and is a predicted model, not a curated record. The transcript is spliced from 6 exons. Gene Ontology annotation, biological process: proteolysis.